AAAAAUUUCUCGUUGGGGAGCAUCACUCUAUAAAAAGGAGGUAGAGGUACAAAGCUAAUUCAAGAUUCCUCGAGAAGAGCUGCAAUUUUUGGCCGUGGAAACUGGAAACUGUUGUUGUAGAACAAUCAAUCUGUGCCUGCAAGCAGAUGGAAAUGAUGAGAAGAAGCUCUGAAAAUCUUGCUCCCAUAAAUUACAACAUCCAUGGAGGUCUCCUCCAAGCUCCUCCACCUUCUCUUUCUGUGUUCAACCACCACCGCUACCAAUAUCUGCAACAAGCGCAAAGGCAGCAGCACCAACACCCGCCUCUCCUUCCUCUACCGGUUCCCAACAGACCACCUUUCCACCACCAGUCUCUGCCGUCUCUUCCGUUGCGUACUCGCGGCGCCUCCCAUCCUCCCGCCACCAGGAAGACCAACAACAUGAUCACCAGAAGCCAAUCUCUCACGCCGAAAAAGCCGAAAUCGUCUAAGCCCUCCAAGAAAGAAGAAGUUAAUAAGCAUGACUUCAAAGCGAUAACCGAGUGUUCGGUCAUCGCUUCCACCAGCCCUUUAGGGCCCGAUCCGAAUGAUCUUCCCAAAGAUGUUACUAGGGUUUUAUCAUCAUCCAUUGGUAAGAGUCUCGGUGGCCGCCGCGGUCGUGGUGUGGAUAUGGAGAAGUUUUCAGGUUCCAUUUUCACUCUCUCGCCGCCUCCGAGUAGCUUGCCUCUGCCGAGGUUUUCUCUGCAGCCAAGGCUUGGUUGCAACGCUGAAGCUGCAGCGGGGGUUGACGCUGGAGCAACCGACAACCUCUGCCGUCUUCUACGUCUCCGGUGAACGGCUGAGGUGGUUGGUGCUGUUGUGUUCGUAAUUGGUGAUCAAGGUUUGGUUUGUAGGUGUCAUUUGUGUAAAUAAAGGCUUGUGAGAGGGUUAAUUCGUGAUAAUGAAUUUAUCAUGUAAUCCUCUCCUCCUUUCUCCUUGAGGAAAUUUGUGAUCUCACCACCUGUAUUUUUGAAUGGGGUGCACAAAAAAUUACCCAAGGAUGUUUUUCUUUUUUCUUUUCAAAUCUGUUUUUCCUUUUGUUGGUCACCAAGUAAUAAUGAUAAGAAGGUUUUAUGACUUGGAAGAA
This is a messenger RNA of Pyrus x bretschneideri (Chinese white pear), 1104 nucleotides long. RefSeq lists its product as uncharacterized. The coding region runs from base 147 to 812 and encodes 221 amino acids. The record is from RefSeq and is a predicted model, not a curated record. NCBI's taxonomy places the organism in Eukaryota, Viridiplantae, Streptophyta, Magnoliopsida, Rosales, Rosaceae. The transcript is spliced from 2 exons.